Molecule: messenger RNA, 1666 nt
Organism: Pecten maximus
Lineage: Eukaryota; Metazoa; Mollusca; Bivalvia; Pectinida; Pectinidae
Product: thyrostimulin alpha-2 subunit-like
Exons: 3
Coding region: 494-925 (143 amino acids)
Biological process (GO): cell surface receptor signaling pathway
Molecular function (GO): hormone receptor binding
Source: RefSeq, a predicted model, not a curated record
CACACACUCUCUCUCCGAUAACCCGAUCUCAAACAGAAUAACACGGGGUCGCAUUAAUACACGAUGAUCUCUCUAAUAAGCAAAUAACAACCCACUGGGUAAACAUUUAUGGAUCAUAUCAUUGUAUAAUAUAGCAACUCUAUAUAUAUGCAUUGUCUACAUCAAAGUCUUUCAAUGAUUAACAGAUUCAUGCAAUGAUGACAGAAGAGCUGAGACGAAAUCAAUGUGCAUCGACCUGUGACCGUUAACAUCAGGACACGCUUGAGACUACCAAAGUGAUACAGGGUAUUUCCUUGUGUGCAUUUAUAUGCAGGAGUUCUACAAAAAGGGGGAAACCCAAAUACGUGAUUUAAAGGAUAGGUAACACGCACGUGCAGAGGACGUGGAGGAGUUCCAAACGUAUAUAGCCUGGUGCUUGGUUAGGACGAUCAGCUAACACCAAAACGCUACCGCCACAGCAGGACAUUGCAACUUGAAUAAACAAACAUCAAAGAUGGGGACUUCCGAGAUUUUAGGAGGAUCAUUGUGUAAACUGAAACAAAGGGACGUAACCGAUUGUAUUCUUACUAUCUAUAGGAUUUUCCUUGUUUUAAAUACACUGACAGCACUGACAUAUUCUUUGCAUACGUGGGAACGGCCUGGCUGUUAUAAAGUAGCUAACGAAAGAACAGUACAAAUACCGGAUUGUCUACAAUUUAACGUAACAACAAAUGCCUGUAGAGGAUUUUGUGUGUCUUACGCCAUUCCGUCCUCGCCGAGGACACGUCUUAUCAAUCCUAGCCAUAUCAUCACCUCUCGUUCAGAGUGCUGCAGUAUAGAAGAAACAUAUGAUAUAACGGUGCACGUGCGCUGCAUUGAAGGAAUUAGGGAAGUGGUAUUUAAAUCAGCAAAGAGAUGUGCCUGUUCAAUAUGUCGACGAGGAUGAUGACGUCAAUAGGAACAGUGUGCGCGCGCAAGCUUAGCCAGACACGUGACAGAUAUCUGUGAUCUCCGACCCUGCGAAUAUUUAUUUUCAUUCAAAUGCAUAUUUUAGACAGAAAGGCAUUUGCAGAACUAUAUUUAUAUUCAAAUCUGUGUAGUGUUUCUAAUAAACGGAUGGAAGGCUUGGAGAGUGAACAUUACCAAAAUAUCAUGCAAAAAUGAACGACACUGUGUUAAAUGGAAUAAAUCAGAGGAGUUCCGAUGAGCUGUUUGACACAGAAUAACAAACAAACACUAGGUUUUAUCGAGACGAGUGGUAAAACAGGGAUCUAUGAUGAUUUCUUAUAUCAAAAUAUUGUGUUUCUGAAAUUUUCUUUUUAAGGUAUUAUCUAUCCAUGUUUGAUUUACGUUUCAAACAUAAUCAUAUUAAGCCUGAAUAGGAAGGUAAAACUAGCCGAUAAUCAGAGCGCUCAAGACUUGCUUCAUUAAUGAUGUUGUCGGAAUAGUGACAAAAUAGCCUCAACGUGAGAAUUAGAAGAAUGCACCCAUUGACUGGGUUCAAGGGAUGACGAGGAGGAAGAGGAAGUUGCGCAUUGAUAUGUGCGCAUGGAGAAUAAAAUCUUGUACAUUUUUACAUUCAUCUGCUCAUGACCAUUUUUCCAUUAUAUUUAAUGUUAUUUUGACCUGUUACUAAGUUAUAGUACUACAUGUAUAUUUUUUGAAAUAAUAAAUUAAUCUUUCGCAU